AUGAAUAUCUGUGGCAACCGAGCAAGUGACACUCACCAAGAUAUCAGCCACAAGGAUAUCAGCCACCAGGAUAUCAGCCACCAGGAUACUUCAAAUGUAGAUGGCGUCGACUUUGUGCAGAGCGAAAAUGUAAAUACGAAGAGAUCUUCGCCACUGAAAUGUUGUGCGUCCCAAAAUCAGCAAGAACUCAAACUGUUUAAAUGCGAUACUGUCUACACACAGGAUCAUUUCGUCACAUCCAGUAGGUCAACUGUUUUUUCUCGACCCCAUGAGUUUGAUGCCAAGAGAGAGGCGGCCACCCUUAAGGUGAACCCCCGAG
Lymnaea stagnalis (great pond snail) is the source of this 319-nucleotide messenger RNA. NCBI's taxonomy places the organism in Eukaryota, Metazoa, Mollusca, Gastropoda, Lymnaeidae. The record is from the annotation of a GenBank genome assembly.